This is a messenger RNA of Ustilaginoidea virens, 903 nucleotides long. RefSeq lists its product as uncharacterized. The coding region runs from base 1 to 903 and encodes 300 amino acids. Lineage: Eukaryota; Fungi; Ascomycota; Sordariomycetes; Hypocreales; Clavicipitaceae. Gene Ontology annotation, molecular function: protein-succinyllysine desuccinylase activity; NAD+ binding; protein-malonyllysine demalonylase activity. The transcript has 3 exons. The record is from RefSeq and is a predicted model, not a curated record.
AUGCCUUCCCACAAUGAUGUAGAGGCCUUUCACGAGGUCCUUCGUUCCAGCCGCCGCAUUCUGGCUCUUUGUGGGGCCGGCUUGUCCGCGUCGUCGGGACUACCCACCUUCCGAGGCGCCGGCGGCUACUGGAGAAGCCAUGAUGCCGCCAAGCUAGCCACCAUGCGAGCCUUCAUGACCGAUCCGGGUCUCGUAUGGCUCUUUUACGGUUACCGGAGGCACCUGGCGCUGCAAGCCAAGCCCAACGCGGGCCAUCGAGCAUUGGCUGCCUUGGCCAACAAGAGCUCCAAUGUCCUGUGUCUGACCCAGAAUGUUGACAACCUAUCCCAGCGUGCAGGCCAUCCACCAGAGCAGCUUUGUACCUUGCACGGUUCCUUGUUUGACAUCAAAUGCACCACUGACGGGUGUGGGUGGAUUCAACGGGGCAAUUUUGACGAUCCCUUUUGCCCAGCACUGGCCCCAGCUUCAGAGGACCCGGCGUCGGGGAAACCUCUGCCUCUUCUGAAUCCAUAUCAUCGUAUCAAGCACGUUACCGAAGAGGAACUACCGAGGUGCCCGAAAUGCAAGACUGGCCUGCAAAGGCCCGGUGUAGUGUGGUUCGGCGAGGAGCUCGACAAGGCCAUGCUCGAGCGCAUCAAUGAUUGGAUCGCUCAAGAACGAGUCGACUUGAUGUUGGUGGUUGGCACGUCAGCCCAAGUGUAUCCUGCGGCUGGCUUCAUAUCGAGAGCAAAGCUGCACGGAGCUCGUAUCGUCAACAUCAACCCGGAAGCCGAGGAUGAGGCGGAAUUGCGCAAGCUGCACCCGGGGGACUUUGCCUUUGGACAAGACGCGGCUAAGUGUCUGCCUCGAUUGCUAGAACCCGUCAUUGGCAAGCUUUCGGACUAUGGGGACCCGGCAUCGUAA